CCCCCCCAGCCCCCCCACGCCCUGCGCCUCAACAACAACAACCUGGGGGAUCUGGGGGGGCUGACCCCCACCUUGGAGAAGCUCCUGGUGCCCCCCACGCAGCUCCGUUGGCUUGACCUCUCCUUCAACUGCUUGACCACCAUCGACCCGGUCCUCACCACCCUCCGUGCCCUACGGAGCCUCCAGCUCCACGGCAACGACAUCAGGAGCUUGGCCGAGGUGGACAAAUUGGGGGUCCUGCCCCAUCUCCGUCGCCUCACCCUACACGGGAACCCCAUGGAGGAGCAGAGGGGCUACAGGAGCUACGUGCUGUCCCUCCUGCCCCAUCUCACCACCUUGGACUUCAGUGGGGUGACCAAGCAGGAGCUGGAGGACGUUGCCAUCACCACCACCACCAGGCUCCGGCACGGCAAGAAGAAACGGGGGGGUCCAGAACACUGAGCCCCCCCUUCCCCCAAAAGCUUCAAAAUGAAGUAGGUGGAAAGGGAGGACAUGGUGGCAACCUGAAACCCCCCCUAGAUGCCACCACCAGCCCCCAAAAUCUGCCCUGACCCACCCACGAGUGGGGGUUGGUGCCUCCUGGCCCCCCCCCCAUCACCACCCCCUUAUGACUCCCUGCCCCUCCUCACCCGGGGGG
Messenger RNA from Calidris pugnax (ruff), 637 nucleotides. Its product is annotated as leucine-rich repeat-containing protein 51. Lineage: Eukaryota; Metazoa; Chordata; Aves; Charadriiformes; Scolopacidae. The transcript has 3 exons. Gene Ontology annotation, molecular function: protein binding. The record is from RefSeq and is a predicted model, not a curated record. The annotation marks the transcript as partial.